AUGCGCGUUCCUAUUGCCGUGCAGCUAGGGCUGCUGGUGCUGUUCACUGCCCUCGCGGGGCUGGCGGCGCUUGCUAUCGCGACAUGGAUUAACAAUUAUAACUUUGUGGUCGAUGUGAAAUCCGAAAGCCUCCAACUCAUCGCCACGAUAAAAUCCAGUCAGAUCGCUUCCAACUUGGACCUACUCGAGACAACAUGCCGAACCAUCAUCACCCGAAUUUUAGUACAAAACGCGUUGCAGCGCUACUAUGCAGGGAACACAAGUCAGUCAAAUUGGGCGUCAUCUGUUAACGAUGUGCAAUCAGCACUGGGGAGCCGGGGUUUCCUGAGCCUAUACCAAGCGAGUAUUUUCUCAAGAGAGGUCGAAACUGGCGAAGCCACUAGCAGACCACUUCUCAACGUGACGAGCGACGAAGUUCCUGAGAUUACUCUUCCAUAUACCUAUUCUAAUGGUACCGCGGUCUUGUUGGGCGAUGAGGGCCUUGGAUACCCCCCUUCCCUCUACCCCAAUCUGACAAAGGGAGAAAAUUCGAGCGAGAUUUAUGCCUUUGGAGACGUGCCCGUGACGAUAAACACACCACUACUUCUCGGACCCUUAGCGACAAAUUCUUCCUUUUCACUCGUUUCUCUGACAAUUCCAAUCAUCAACAAUACGUCGGCUGCUGAUAUCCUUGGGUAUAUGACGUGA
Molecule: messenger RNA, 687 nt
Organism: Aspergillus calidoustus
Lineage: Eukaryota; Fungi; Ascomycota; Eurotiomycetes; Eurotiales; Aspergillaceae
Source: the annotation of a GenBank genome assembly